Messenger RNA from Chinchilla lanigera (long-tailed chinchilla), 247 nucleotides. RefSeq names its product RNA demethylase ALKBH5-like. The record is from RefSeq and is a predicted model, not a curated record. NCBI's taxonomy places the organism in Eukaryota, Metazoa, Chordata, Mammalia, Rodentia, Chinchillidae.
GCCGCCGCCGCCGCCGCCGCCGCCACCGCUGGCCCGAGGCCGCAGCGGGUUUGUGUGCAGCAGGCACUGCAGAACGCACACCGAGGACAGGAAGACACAGACCCGCGUCUGCUGCCCUGCACACCAGAAGGCUUCGGAUCUUCAGCGGCUGUGAAAGUGAAGUUUGACUUGAAAACAGACAUUUCCAGCAGUGCAAAACCAAAAAGUUUCAAGAUGAGAUUCUUCUAAUAAGUAUCCAGCUGGUCCC